AUGGUCUCGUGGAAAAUCUUGAACGAGUGGCAUGAUGGAAAAUAUCAUUCUCCGCCGCUGGCACAAGCGGCACGCGAAGCCAUCAUAUCACCUAGCCCAGGAAAACGGCCAUCCAGUGUUCAUAGCUACAUGGGACCAGUCCUCUUGCCGGAGACGGCACUGCGGGAUCAAUCUGCAUACCAUGCGGUUCUGGGAAUACUCUUUCGCAAUGAGUUUUUCGACAAUUUUCUUGACAGUCUUUUCUCCAAAAAUUGUACGACUCCCCAUAUUGCCGGCUACUACGGCACUCUGGACACUGUUAGGGGCACCGCUUAUAGUCAUGCAACCUCUCAGGCGCUCUGUCAUUCAAUUUAUCAUUCCUUGGAUCCGGCCGCAAAGGGCGUUGCGCAGACAUCAGAUCGCCCUUCUCACACUCCUGUGCGAUUGACGGCAUGCCCAUGGUUUUCCAAGGCUGAUCUGAAUGGAUAUCCAGCCUACCUAUGGCAAAUUGAUCAGAAGCGAACGAUCAAGACAAGUGACCUGAAAGGGAAAAGGCCUCCAUAUGAGGUUCCGCAAAAUUCGUUAUUUGAUAUCUGUCGCAUCCCGGAGGAACUUAAAGCUCUCAAAGAUCUCAAUGCAAAAGAAGAGAUCAACUACGCAUGGCUGGACCUAGUUUGCAUCCCACAAGUGAGGACAGGCGAUUUAGGAAUUAUUGCUCGAGAAGAGAUCUCCCGGCAAGCAGCCAUCUUCAAGGGCUCAAGCAAAUGCAUUGCUUGGUUCAACUACAUUGAUGACUGGCAAGAGGACAACCACAUUUUGAACUGGUUGGCCAUUCGGUACUUGUAUCUCACUACAGGCCAGCACCACUACAAGAUACCUGAAGAUAAAUACCGGAAACUAUGGGAUCAUUGCAACAACGCGUCCUCCAAGCUGGGACGCCACCUGUCUCACGACAAGUAUUUUAGGUCAUCAAACGCCGACAAAAACAAUUUACAAGAUAAGGACGUGCGGUCACCUUGGCUAUCAUCGCUAUGGACACUGCAGGAGAUUUCACUUUGCCCGCAUAUGAUCCCGAUGUCUCGAAAUUGGGAGCCACUCCAAGCUGCUGCUGGCAGACCUAUCACGAUGAGUGAGCUGGUCAAUUUGGCAUCUGAUUUGGACUUCUAUCAACAUAAUCCUCAAGGCCAAAAAGCGGAAGGUGUCCAAGAGACAGCCGCGUCAUUACCAAAAUCCAAGCGGAACCCUCCAAAUGGUGAAAUUAAGUUAUCGUACCUUUUUGAGGAAAGUCAGAUUCCUUUUAGCAGUUCCAGGACUUCUAUCUUGAUACAGGGGAACUUGCGAAACUGCAGAGGGCGUCGGGCGGAAGCUAUCAUGUCUGCUGUGAAUGUUGUGGAAUGGUUCAAUCCUAAAACUGACCAAGAAGAGAAUCUUGUCCUGGGAAUUUACCCGCUAUCAUUUGUGAAGGAAGCGGCUCGCAAGUUUGGCCCCGAGUUCGCUAUGGCCCGGAAACCCAUUGGAUCUCCUGAUUCUUCCAGCGGCAGCAAGUUUUUCAGGCAGUUGCAAAGAGGCUCUCUACUCCCGUUCGAGAAGCUGGGAGCUCCCGUACCAACAACCGUGUGGCCAAUCCAAGUGCUCGAGGACAGAUGGGGCCCCGUGUUUGACUCAUGGGAGUUUCUUCCAUCUGGAUCUGUUCGGAUGAGGAAGGCCGCCAUUCUAGGGCAGAAAUGCUCCAACUCCAAAGAACCGAUUGCCAAGAUUACUGUUAAUGUCUAUUGGGGGGAAGAGAUAGCACAACCUAAGAGACUUACGGUUGCAUUGGAAGACUGGCUCUCGAAGCUACCUCCAAAGUAUUGUACCUAUGUGAUGAAGAUCUCUGAGGCCGAGGGGUUGAUCUUACAGGGAUUUAGCAAAGAUCUUUCGUCCUCUCACAAAGAACCUUUGCGACUUAUCAAGGUAGGGUGCGUCGAUCUUUGCGCGGAGAAGAACUUAUCCCUUAUCGAGAAUUUGGAGAGAUGGGAUGUUCCGGUCAAGGAGGUAGAUUGGAUUGUGCUUUAG
Messenger RNA from Penicillium samsonianum, 2034 nucleotides. RefSeq lists its product as uncharacterized. NCBI's taxonomy places the organism in Eukaryota, Fungi, Ascomycota, Eurotiomycetes, Eurotiales, Aspergillaceae. The record is from RefSeq and is a predicted model, not a curated record. The transcript is spliced from 2 exons. The coding region runs from base 1 to 2034 and encodes 677 amino acids.